Messenger RNA from Colletotrichum spaethianum, 312 nucleotides. RefSeq lists its product as uncharacterized. The record is from RefSeq and is a predicted model, not a curated record. NCBI's taxonomy places the organism in Eukaryota, Fungi, Ascomycota, Sordariomycetes, Glomerellales, Glomerellaceae. Bases 1 to 312 code for a protein of 103 amino acids. The transcript is spliced from 2 exons.
AUGCAGAACGACUCGGCCAUGCACUCCAACGACGGCUUCAAGGUCUUCUUGAACAAGAUGAUCCGCCGCAGCAGGAAGGAGGCCAAGAGGGGCAUGGAGAUCUCCGCCCCCUUCAACUUCCAGAAAUGCAACCUCGACAUCGCCGGCAUCAGCGCCGAUGAAAUCGCCAUGCUCAAGGAACAAGCAGUCGCCAGCCGCAUUGGCAUCGCCGACUUCGACUCCGCCGAGUACCCUGCCCGCCCGCUCUUCGCCAUCCAGCCAGUCAUGUCCAGCGCCUCCAUCUCCACCAUGCGCAGCUCCUACAGCAGCUAA